Messenger RNA from Didymodactylos carnosus, 1035 nucleotides. NCBI's taxonomy places the organism in Eukaryota, Metazoa, Rotifera, Eurotatoria, Philodinida, Philodinidae. The record is from the annotation of a GenBank genome assembly.
AUGACUAAAACAACAACGACUUCGAAAGAAGAACGUCAGAUUCUUCGUCAUCCCCAACAAGCAUGUCGACGAGAUCAAGUGGAUCGACAUGGACUAACUGCGUAUGAAGUAGCACAAACGGAAGAAAUACGAUGUCUCUUUCACCGACCAAACGAUGCCAAAGGAUUUUGUGCAGAUGAGAAUAUAUCUGACACAUUUGACGUGAUCAGGCGAGGAGAAAGUGAAGGACAAGAUAAAGACUUUGUUAAAGAUAAGUGGCUCGAGGGACAUACAACUUCAGACGAUAUAGAAAAAGCUAAGAAAAAGGUGAAUGUAGGGAAAAUGUUCUUUCAAUCCAGUUUAAUAAUGGCUGCGUGGACGAUGGGCCGCAAAUAUGCGACCGACGCACGGAUCAUAGAAAAGAUCAACAGCAUCUUGUUAGAACAUGUGACUCCGGCUCAUUCUGAAUAUGAGAAAUGUUUGUCUUUGAUGAACAAAACAUACAAAGAAGGACGACCCGAAUAUUUACUUCGAUUAUACUCGUUAGAAACACCAUUUUACCGGACACUACCCGAUGUUCAUAAACACGUAGAAUAUGCAUUUCAAGGAUUGUUAUACGUACUACUGAGGAAAAUAAAAUCUUGUUAUUUUCAGGGUGUAUCGUACCGUGGUGUUAAGAUGACGAACGAGGAUUUACGUGGCUAUCGUUGGACAUUCAGAAGUGCGGGUGUAAUUGAAACACGUACAUUCUGUUCAACAUCAUCCGAUCGAGGAGUAGCUGAACAAUUUGCAGACACAUCGACGACAGAUGUCGAUGACAAGGAAAGUGUUCUGAUGAUGUUCCACUUCGGUGAAAAGUGUGAUACGGCAAUCAACUUGAACAAACUGUCACCGGAUCUGCCGUGUAUUUCGGAAUACGAAGAUGAGGCAGAAGUCCUUCUGUUACCACUUACAUUCUUCAAUGUGAAACAGAUUGAACAGACUUCGUCUUAUUUAGCAAUUUCUCUUGAGAAUGUACCAUCCAAACGAAGAUCUCUGUUGGAGAUUCACUUUUGA